GGCAUGCUGGGAGCCUGGAGGACUAGCGAGGAGGAGUUGAGAGAACGGAGCGGACGCCAUGGCGGCCGACAUCGAGCAGGUUUUUAGGUCUUUCGUGGUCAGUAAAUUCCGGGAAAUACAACAGGAGCUUUCCAGCGGAAGGAGUGAAGGCCAGCUGAAUGGGGAAACAAACGCACCUAUUGAAGGAAGCCAGGCAGGUGAUACAGCCGCCUCUACUCGGAGUCUCCCAAAUGAAGAGAUCGUGCAGAAGAUAGAGGAAGUCCUUUCUGGGGUCCUAGACACAGAACUGCGAUACAAGCCAGACUUGAAGGAGGCCUCCAGAAAAAGUAGAUGUGUGUCUGUACAAACAGAUCCUACUGAUGAAGUUCCCACCAAAAAGUCAAAGAAGCAUAAAAAGCACAAAAACAAAAAGAAGAAAAAGAAGAAAGAAAAGGAAAAAAAAUAUAAAAGGCAACCAGAAGAACCUGAGUCCAAGUUGAAAUCUCAUCACGAUGGGAGUGUUGAUCUAGAAUCUGAUUCCUUUUUAAAGUUUGAUUCUGAAUCUUCAGUGAUGGCACUGGAACAUCCUGUAAGAGCAUUUGGCUUUUCUGAGGCCAGUGAAACCCCUCUAGUGCUGGAACCUCCAGUAGGAUCGGUGGAGGUUCAGGAGUCACAUAUGUUAGAGACUCCGAAGCCUGCUACCCAGCCUGCAGAACUGUGUUUUGGAUCUGCACCAGUCAUCUCAGAGCAGUCUGAGCAGCCUGCGUCAGUAAUGAUGGAACCGUCACCGACCAAGAUUCUGGAUUCCUUUGCAGCAGUAGCAGCAGCAGCGCUAAAGUCACCUGAGCCGGUUGUAACAAUGUCAGUGGAGUAUCAGAAGUCUGUGCUGAAGUCUUUGGAGACUACGGCUCCAGAGCUAUCAAAGGCCACGCCGGUAGAGCUUCCCGUAGCAAACGUGCUUGAGCCAUCAGAAACCCUCAUGAUAGUAUCAGAGACACCUACUGAGGUGCACCCUGAACCAAGCACAUCAACAAUGGAUUUUCCAGAGUCAUCUACAACUGAUGCACUAAGAUUGCCAGAGCAGCCUGCAGAAGCACCAUCGGAGAUCGCAGAUUCAUCCUUGACAAGACCUCAGGAGUCACUGGAGCUGCCGAAGAGCACAGCGGUGGAGCUGCAGGAGUCGUCGGUGGCCUCAGCCCUGGAGUUGCCGGGGCCACCUGCGACCUCCAUGCUGGAGUUGCAGGGGCCCCCUGUGACUCCAGUGCUGGAGUUGCCUGGGCCCUCUGCCGCCCCAGUGCCAGAGUUGUCAGGGCCCCUUUCUACCCCAGUGCCUGAGUUGCCAGGGCCCCCUGCCACAGUAGUGCCUGAGUUGCCGGGGCCCUCUGUGACACCAGUGCCACCAUUGUUGCAGGAAUUGCCAGGGCCUCCAGCGCCAUCCGUGGGGUUGGAGCCACCACAGGAGGUACCAGAGCCACCUGUGAUGGCACAGGAGUUGCCAGGGGUACCUGCAGUUUCAGCGGCAAUAGAAUUGACAGGGCAACCUGCAGUAACAGUAGCAAUGGAGUUGACCGAACAGCCUGUGACGACGACAGAGUUCGAGCAGCCUGUGGCGAUGACGACGGUGGAACAUCCUGGGCAUCCUGAGGUGACAACAGCAACAGGGUUGCUGGGGCAGCCGGAGGCAGCGAUGGUGCUGGAGUUGCCAGGACAGCCAGUGGCAACCACAGCUCUGGAGUUGUCUGGGCAGCCUUCAGUGACUGGGGUGUCAGAGUUGUCAGGGCUGCCUUCGGCAACUGGGGCACUGGAGUUGUCAGGGCAGCCUGUGGCAACUGGGGCACUGGAGUUGCCUGGGCAGCUUAUGGCAACUGGGGCACUGGAGUUCUCGGGGCAGUCUGGGGCAGCUGGAGCACUGGAGCUUUUGGGGCAGCCCCUGGCAACAGGGGUGCUGGAGUUACCAGGGCAGCCUGGGGCGCCAGAGUUGCCUGGGCAGCCCGUGGCAACUGUGGCGCUGGAGAUCUCUGUUCAGUCCGUGGUGACAACAUCGGAGCUGUCAACGAUGACCGUGUCGCAGUCUCUGGAGGUGCCCUCGACGACAGCGCUGGAAUCCUAUAAUACGGUAGCACAGGAGCUGCCUACUACAUUGGUGGGGGAGACUUCCGUAACAGUAGGAGUGGAUCCCUUGAUGGCCCAAGAAUCCCAUAUGUUAGCUUCUAACACCAUGGAGACCCAUAUGUUAGCAUCCAACACCAUGGACUCCCAAAUGCUAGCAUCCAACACUAUGGAUUCUCAGAUGCUAGCAUCCAAUACCAUGGAUUCCCAGAUGUUAGCGUCUAGCACCAUGGACUCCCAGAUGUUAGCCUCUAGCACUAUGGACUCCCAGAUGUUAGCAACUAGUUCCAUGGACUCCCAGAUGUUAGCAACCAGUUCCAUGGACUCCCAAAUGUUAGCAACCAGUUCCAUGGACUCCCAGAUGUUAGCAACCAGCUCUAUGGACUCCCAGAUGUUAGCAACCAGCAGUAUGGACUCCCAGAUGUUAGCAACCAGCAGUAUGGACUCCCAGAUGUUAGCAACCAGCUCCAUGGACUCCCAGAUGUUAGCAACCAGCAGUAUGGACUCCCAGAUGUUAGCAACCAGUUCUAUGGAUUCCCAGAUGUUAGCAUCUGGUGCUAUGGAUUCUCAAAUGCUAGCUUCUGGCACCAUGGAUGCUCAGAUGUUAGCAUCUGGUACUAUGGAUGCCCAAAUGUUAGCAUCUAGUACCCAAGAUUCUUCUAUGAUGGGUUCAAAAUCUCCUGAUCCUUAUAGGUUAGCUCAGGAUCCUUACAGAUUAGCUCAGGAUCCCUAUAGGUUGGGUCAUGACCCCUAUAGGUUAGGCCAUGAUGCUUAUAGGUUAGGACAGGACCCUUACAGAUUAGGCCAUGAUCCCUACAGACUAACUCCUGAUCCCUAUAGGAUGUCACCCAGACCCUACAGAAUAGCACCCAGGUCCUAUAGAAUAGCACCUAGGCCAUACAGGUUAGCACCUAGACCCUUGAUGUUAGCAUCUAGACGUUCUAUGAUGAUGUCCUAUGCUGCAGAACGUUCCAUGAUGUCAUCUUAUGAGCGCUCUAUGAUGUCUUAUGAACGCUCUAUGAUGUCUCCUAUGGCUGAGCGCUCUAUGAUGUCAGCCUAUGAGCGCUCUAUGAUGUCAGCUUACGAGCGCUCCAUGAUGUCACCUAUGGCUGAGCGUUCUAUGAUGUCAGCUUACGAACGCUCUAUGAUGUCAGCUUACGAGCGCUCCAUGAUGUCCCCUAUGGCUGAUCGAUCUAUGAUGUCCAUGGGUGCCGACCGGUCUAUGAUGUCAUCGUACUCUGCAGCUGACCGGUCCAUGAUGUCAUCGUACUCUGCAGCUGACCGAUCUAUGAUGUCAUCUUACACUGAUCGAUCAAUGAUGUCUAUGGCAGCUGAUUCUUAUACUGAUUCUUACACUGAUUCCUAUACGGAGGCAUAUAUGGUGCCUCCUUUGCCUCCUGAAGAGCCCCCAACAAUGCCACCAUUGCCACCUGAGGAACCACCAAUGACACCACCAUUGCCUCCUGAGGAGCCACCAGAGGGUUCAGCAUUAUCUACCGAGCAAUCAGUAUUAACAGCUGACAAUGCUUGGCCUACAGAGGUGACAUUACCUACUGAAGAAUCUGUAGCACAGCCUGAGCCUCCUGUGAGUCAAAGUGAGAUUUCAGAGCCUUUGGCAGUACCUGCUAGUUAUUCAGUGUCAGAAUCAGAGACUUCAAUGUUAGCAUCAGAGGCUGUUAUGACUGUUGCAGAACCUGCACACGAGCCAGAGUCUUCAGAUCUGUCAGCACCAGUUGAGUCUGCUGGAGUAGCAGAACAUGAAAUGGUUACAGAGAGACCAGUGACUUACAUGGUUUCUGAGGCUACCAUGUCAGCUGAACCAGCUGUGUUAUCAGAGCCGGAGACAUCAGAAACAUAUGAUUCCAUGAGGCCAUCAGGACAUGCUGUAUCGGAGGUAUCUAUGUCCCUCCUGGAGCCAGCAGUAACUAUUUCACAGCCAGCAGAGAGCAGUCUGGAGCUGCAAUCCAUGGCUGUCCCAGCACCUCCCACUAUGACUACCCCAGAAUCUCCUGCUGUUGCCGUCCCAGAACUUCCUACUGUGGCUGACCCAGAACCUUCCAUUAUGGUUGUUCCAGAAACCCCCACUGUGGCUGUUGCAGAACUUGCUGCUGUGGCUGCCCCAGAGCCUCCUGCUGUGACUACUACAGAGCUUUCCUCCAUGCCUGUCUCAGAACCCCCUGUGGCUGUCCCGGAGCUCCCAGCUUUGGCUGACCCAGAGCGUGCUACAGCUGCAGGGUCAGGUGUUUCUUCCCUGGAGGCUUCUGUGCCUGUCUUGGAACCAGCAGUAUCAGUCCUUCAACCUGUUAUGGUGGUUUCAGAACCAUGUGUUCCUGUCCAGGAACCUACCGUGGCAAUUUCAGAACCUGCUGUCACAGUUUUUGAGCAUACUCAAAUAAUAUCACCUGAGAUGGCUUUAGAGCCUUCACCAACAGUAGUGGAGUCCAGUGUUCUGUCAUCACAUGUAAUGAAAGGAGUGAAUUUACUUUCUGGUGAUCCAAGUCUUGGUCCAGAGGUUGGCGUGCAGGAGAUUCUGUUGCAUCCAGGUGAAGAGCCACAUGAUGGAGGACACUUGAAAAGUGACUUGUAUGAAAAUGAAUAUGAUAGAAAUGCAGAACUUGCUAUAAACAGUCAUUUCAUUGCUAAAGAUGUGGAGCAUAAUACAGUGUGUGCUGCUGCCAUUGGUCCUGUUGGUGAAACAAGUGAAGAGAAAGUUUUGCCCGUCAUCGAGACAAAGGAAGUCACAGAAUUGGAUACCUGUCCUGCUGUUAGUGAAGCUGAUGUAGGAAGAAGUCUGUCUUCCCAACUUGCUCUGGAACCAGAUACAAUGGGAACUAGUAAGGGGUUGGAAUUUGUCACAGCGUCUGUUCCCAGUUUAGAUAGUAAAUAUGAUGUUGAAAUAUCUUUAACUACUCAAGAUACUGAACACGACAUGGUGAUUUCCACCAGCCCCAGUGGUGGCAGUGAAGCUGACAUAGAGGGACCUUUACCUGCUAAAGACAUUCACCUUGAUUUACCAUCUACAAAUCUUGUUUGUAAGGAUACAGAAGACUCAUUACCUAUAAAAGAGAGUGACCAGACAGUAGCAGUUGCUCUUAGCCCUAAAGAAAGCAGUGAAGAUAAAGAAGUACCUCUUCCCAAUAAAGAAACAGUUCCUGAUUCAGUAUAUCCUGCCAGCAUUGAUGAGAUUAAUGAAGCUGACUUAGUGAGACCAUUACUUCCUAAGGACAUGGAACGUCUUACAAGCCUUAGAGCUGGCAUUGAAGGACCUUUACUUGCAAGUGAAGUUGAACGGGACAAAUUGGCUGCCAGUCCAGUUGUAAUUAGUAUACCAGAAAGAGCUUCAGAGUCUUCUUCAGAGGAAAAGGAUGAUUAUGAAAUUUUUGUGAAAGUUAAGGACACACAUGAAAAAAGCAAGAAAAAUAAAAACCGUGACAAAGGUGAAAAAGAGAAGAAAAGGGACUCUUCAUUAAGGUCUCGGAGUAAGCGUUCCAAGUCUUCUGAACAUAAGUCACGCAAGCGUACCAGUGAGUCUCGUUCUAGAGCAAGGAAGAGGUCAUCUAAGUCCAAGUCUCAUCGUUCUCAGACACGUUCACGGUCACGUUCAAGACGUAGGAGGAGGAGUAGCAGAUCAAGAUCUAAGUCUAGAGGAAGACGGUCUGUAUCAAAAGAGAAGCGCAAGAGAUCUCCAAAGCACAGAUCCAAGUCCAGAGAAAGGAAGAGGAAAAGAUCAAGCUCCCGGGACAACCGGAAAACAGUUCGAGCUCGGAGUCGAACUCCAAGUCGGCGGAGUAGGAGUCAUACUCCUAGUCGGCGGAGAAGGUCUAGAUCUGUUGGUAGAAGGAGGAGUUUCAGCAUUUCCCCCAGCCGCAGGAGCCGCACCCCCAGCCGCAGGAGCCGCACCCCUAGCCGCAGGAGCCGAACCCCCAGCCGCAGGAGCCGCACCCCUAGCCGCAGGAGCCGUACCCCCAGCCGCAGGAGCCGCACCCCUAGCCGCAGGAGAAGAUCAAGGUCUGUGGUAAGAAGACGAAGCUUCAGUAUAUCGCCAGUCAGAUUAAGGCGAUCAAGAACACCUUUGAGAAGAAGGUUUAGUAGAUCUCCCAUUCGUCGUAAAAGAUCCAGGUCUUCUGAAAGAGGCAGAUCACCCAAACGUCUAACAGAUUUGGAUAAGGCUCAAUUACUUGAAAUAGCCAAAGCUAAUGCAGCUGCCAUGUGUGCUAAGGCUGGUGUUCCUUUACCACCAAACCUAAAGCCUGCACCUCCACCUACAAUAGAAGAGAAAGUUGCUAAAAAGUCUGGAGGAGCUACCAUAGAAGAACUAACUGAGAAAUGCAAACAGAUUGCACAGAGUAAAGAAGAUGAUGAUGUAAUAGUGAAUAAACCUCAUGUUUCGGAUGAAGAGGAAGAAGAACCUCCUUUUUAUCAUCAUCCCUUUAAACUCAGUGAACCCAAGCCCAUUUUUUUCAAUCUGAAUAUUGCUGCAGCAAAGCCAACUCCACCAAAGAGCCAAGUAACAUUAACAAAGGAAUUUCCUGUGUCAUCUGGAUCUCAGCAUCGGAAAAAAGAAGCCGAUAGUGUUUAUGGAGAGUGGGUUCCUGUCGAGAAAAACGGCGAAGAAAACAAAGAUGAUGAUAAUGUGUUCAGCAGCAGCUUGCCCUCAGAGCCUGUGGACAUCUCAACAGCAAUGAGUGAACGGGCACUUGCUCAGAAGAGACUCAGUGAGAAUGCAUUUGACCUUGAAGCCAUGAGUAUGUUAAAUCGAGCUCAAGAACGGAUUGAUGCCUGGGCUCAGUUGAACUCUAUCCCUGGGCAGUUCACAGGAAGUACGGGAGUGCAAGUCCUGACACAGGAACAGCUGGCUAAUACUGGUGCCCAAGCCUGGAUUAAAAAGGCUCAAUUUGAGAACCACUGACUUCAUGAAAAAACAGGAUAUAUAAGACCUAAAAUCAAGGGAGAGGACGGACAUCUCAUGCUACGAAGAUGUAGGUGCACCCGAUCUCAGAUUCCUGCAAUGAGAUUUGUCAACUCUACCUACGGCUACCUCAUUGUUGGGGGAGUCUUAGGUGGUUAAAAGGGGGCUUUCUGAAGACGUGACAUCUGGUGAAGGGCUGUGGUUUGGUUGGAUGGGUGAUGAGAAAUUUGUUUCAGGAGUACUGGCAACAGCAGUGCUGAACUGGGAGGCUGCGUGGUCUCUUGGAUGGGGAAGGUUUCUUUGUCCUGCUGUACUCCUGACUCCUUGUGUGAUCGUGGGCAAGUAAUUCCUUGGAAUUUCUGUCUCCCAAGUGUCACGUGGUGUGGGAGACAGGUUCAUAUCAAAGCCUCAGACAGUGGUAAUCAGUGAUGUGAUGGGUACCUAUUACCUGUAGAAUUGGAAUGAGUGCUAGUCAUGGGUGAGGUGGAUUUUUCAAAAAAUAAAAUUUUGGUUGCUUUGAACAGUUUUGUAGCAAGCAUUACCUGUGAUUCUCUUAUUAACAAAUUAAUAUAAAGUAUCGCACAUCUUCAUUGUGCUUGCCUUUUUCCUGUUAAAUAGUUGCAUGAGUAUGUACCUAGGCAUUGGUUUUGGAAAAAGGGGAUAAGCUAGCAGUAUUUUUAAUGAUUGGAUUCAUUUUAUAUAGUAAUACUUUGUAUAAAUUAUAAAAUAGUUAAAAAAUAGCUGUCAUCUUAGUGGGAAGGAUUACGAGUUUACUUUUUUGGGACAUUGGACAAGCAAGUUGUCCAGAGCUACACUUUCAGUCCUGCUUCACUCAUCUGUCUUGAAGCUGAGUGCUUGGGAUUGCAGGAAGUUAGACAUGAAGUGUUUUUGAAUGUUUAUGCUUGUAAUAGUUCAUGUGCAUUGCCAGGUAGAAGCUUCUGGAAGGUUUUCCACUGUGAAAUGUGCUGCUCUGUGUUUAUAUAUAAAGAGCAGAUAAACAUAAGUGAAUUUCCAAGGUGAGUCUUCACUUAGUCAAGUGGCUCCCUAUGUACUUAAGUACUAAUGUUUACUAGAACCUUUAAAAUGAUUAUGCUGUACAUUUUAUGUAGAAUAUAAUCUGGGAAGCAAAUUAUUUUGAUAAGUUAUGUGUUCAUCAGACUAAGCUUUACUUUAUAGAAGAAAUCAACUCUCAUAGGAAAAUGAUCUUAUGUAACGAAUUGCUGGAGAAUAUCUGCUUAAUGAAAACCAGAGGAGCAUUAUUUUAUUAAAGUAGAUAGGCCGGUACAUUUAGAAUUCAUUCGGCAACUGAAAAUGUCAUUGGUAUUUAUCAUAAGUACUAUCUAUACCCAUAAAUUCUGUUUGGGAAAUAGGGAAAUGGCCAUUUGGCCCAGCACUGUACUAUAUUAAAAACCAUAGAGAAACACCAACCAAUACCCUCUGUGUUUAGUUUGUUUUAGAAUACUUUUAGAUUAAGAGGAAUAUUUCUUUGAUACACUCAUUUAUCAGUAAAACAUUUAAAAGUUAAUUGAUUUUUAAAGGGCCUUUAUUUUCUCAAAUGAUUUGGGAUUUGAUUUCAUAAAAAUGUUGGUUAUUGUGGUCUCACUAGAUUAAGACAGAUUUUUACAUUGGAUAAAGAGGUAGAUGCUAGUAUAAUAGCAAACAGGAUUGGAAAAUUGGGCUACUCGGGGAUUUAUAUUGUACUCUGUCUGUACAGUUGCCCUUUUUUUUAGGAGUGUUUCCUGGAAAAGAGGGGGAGAUGAACCUGGAAGUAAGUAAAGUCAUUCUAGGUGUGUAGCAUCAAGGCAGUUGAUACCCAAGCAUCAGCUAACUUUUCUCUUUAUACAUCCACAAUGCAUGGCCUGCACCAAAUAAGGAACUGAACCAGGGGUAUGUUUUUACCUCCACAGCUGCCUCCUUCCAUCAGAGCACCUUGUUGAACUUAAUGUCUAGUCACAUGUCACUGGAAUGUUUUCUCCCCAACAUUUAAUUAUAAAGCUGGGAAACAAAGCUUACAUAUUUUACUGCAGUGUAAAAACAUCACUUUUAAGUAUCAACUUACUGAUAGAAGGAAAAGUAAUGCAUACUUGCUUGCUGAGCUACCAAACAUUUGACUUUCUGUAAUGACAUGGUAUAUAUUUGGCAGAGAACGUUAGCCUAAAAUGUUGUAAUAAUUGGAAAUAAAACAUAGUUUAGAGAUGCUUCAAUUAAAAAGGAAAAAAAAAACCCACAUAGAUCAACAGCAGAAUUCAUAGUGCAUUGAUA
Molecule: messenger RNA, 9259 nt
Organism: Peromyscus californicus insignis
Lineage: Eukaryota; Metazoa; Chordata; Mammalia; Rodentia; Cricetidae
Gene: Son
Product: SON DNA and RNA binding protein
Exons: 9
Coding region: 59-6997 (2312 amino acids)
Biological process (GO): regulation of cell cycle; regulation of mRNA splicing, via spliceosome
Molecular function (GO): RNA binding; protein binding
Source: RefSeq, a predicted model, not a curated record